CCCAUAACGGCCGCACCCUGGACUUACACUAGCGUUUGGGCCCCUGUGGCGCUCUGGUUCGAGACAACGCACAUUGACACGAUAGCUCCAGCCCAGUGUCACAACAGGCUGCCCGCAAGACCUGCCUGCUGCAAGUACACAAUUACAACAUUUUGCCCGCCGAUGUCGUGUUGAGAGUCAUUUUCUUGUCGACGUCUACCACACAAUGGACGAUCUCGCCGGCCUAAACUGGUCGGCGCCCAACCAGAAGCCCGCAUCCGCGGCCACGCCCGCGCAAUCGGCACCGACCAACCCCGCCAUCCCGACUUACCCUUCCCUGCGUCCGACUCCAUCGCCCUUCGCAUCCGGCCGCAACAGCCCGCUACCGGCUCAGGGAUCCGGAAAUGCGGGAACCAAGUCACCAGCUCCCAAGAUCGCUCCGGACAGCUUCGGCAAUCUGCUAAACUUCGGGACCGGAAAGAGCAAUGCAAACCUCAGCCUCCGCGAACGGCAGGACCAGCUAGAAGCCGAGAAGAGGAAGAAAGAAGAGGAGAGGCGUAGACAGGCACAAGCACAAUACGGAGACGGGAGCUUUCUCGACUCGCUCGGGCAGACCCAAUCGAGCUCGUUGAGGACACCGUCUCCCGCGAUAUCGGUUCCUUCAUCCCUGCAGGGGCUAGACUCGGGAACGCAUAACGGGAAACCAGCGACCGAGUCGGACGAUGAUUUAUUCGCAGCCUUCAACGCUAGCACCAAGGUGGACAAUUCGAGCUACUUCCCACCCCCCGCGUCGUCGAACACGCCUUCUUCCGCGAACGCACCAGCACUGGACCUCAGCAAUCCCCAGGCUUGGAACACGUCAGGAGCACCUGCUGGGACAUCUGUUGGGGGAGGCUUCGCCGACGAAGAUGAUGACCCGUUCGGACUGAACCAGCUGAAGAGCAAUACGAGCCCCCCACCUCCCCCGGCUGCUGAUGGCGACGACGACGAUUUGUUGGGUGAUCUGGCCAAACCAGUGGACCAAGUCAGGAAGAAGACAGGCCCCGUAUUUGCCCGAGAGCCCGAGCCAGGGAAACCUAUCGAGGAUUCUUCUUCGGAAUCUGAGGCCGAACCGCCUGCGCCUUCGGAUGACCCGUUUGAUAGGGCGGUUGCCCAGCUUGUCGAGUAUGGCUUUACUCCCGAAAAUGCGAGAAGAGGUCUCACAGAGAGUGGGGCGGGCCUCAAUGUCCAAGCUGCUGUCAAUUGGUUGCUGGACGACGCCCACAGGCAGGCGAAGGAGAAGCAGAAGGGCGGGCGAGGUGCAGGGGAACGAUCCACGGAGAGGGGUGAACGGGCCUCGAGUCAGUCCCGAAGUAGCACCCCAUCUUGGACGAAGGAGGGACAGUCGGGCGGUGGCGCCAGGGGGAGGGACAACCGGUCGCCCGCAAGUCUGGACGGGGAUUUCGCCAAGGCGGCUGCUGCUGUCGGCUCGAGUUUCCUCAAGUCGGCCAACAAUUUAUGGAAGACGGGGCAGAAGAAGGUCCAGAAAGCGGUGGCUGAGUUUCAGCAAGACGGAGACCCGAGCCAGCCGAAAUGGAUGAGAAGCGCCCAAGGCCAUGGCCGCGCUGAGGAUACAGGCAGGCAAAUACCCGAGGUCACAGACGAAGCUCUGAUGCUGGAAAUGGGAGGACCACCAGGAACGAGACCUGGGAAGGCAGCACCCCAGCGUCAAGACGCCGGCGAGGCACGCCUCCGCGAAACACCACCGGCUUUACCAACCCGGCCGGGGAAGGGGAACCAGGCGCCAAGAUGGCAGCAAGCUCCGCAGCAAUUCAUGGACCCGCGCUCGCGACUGGGCAGGCAGGGAGCUGAGGAGGAGACUUUUCAAGCCUACGUUAGCCCUGCUCGGAGGAAGAAACCGGCGGCACAACCGCAACCAGAGGCGAAACCUGCGGAGACUGACGAGGAUCUGCUGUUCGGCGAGGCUGCUCCAACAUCCCGAGCUGCACCACAGACUCGCUCUGCGCAACCAUCUCCGAGUCCCCAGCCCUCGUCUCGGCCACCACCUCCUGCUCCGAGACCUGCGGCCCCACGCCCUGCCCGUCAAAUACCCGGCGUGUCCGCCAUCGCGCUGCAAAACUCGACCAGAUGCCGCCUAGAGGGUACCGCGCACUUCAAGCGCGGCGACUUCGCGGCGGCCCACGCUUCUUACACCGCCUCGAUGACUGCCAUUCCACAGGACCAUCCCCUGACCAUCCUGCUCCUCUGCAACCGCGCGCUGACUGCGCUCAAAACGGGCGAUCCGCGCCAGGCGGUCCAGGACGCCGAUGCGGCCAUCCAGCUGAUCGGCCCCGGCAAGGGCGAGGGCGAGUACGUCGAGCUUCAGACGACCGACGGGACACCCGGCGAGAAGCGCGACAUGCGCGACCUCUACGGCAAGGCGCUCACUCGCAAGGCGGAAGCUCUGGAGCAGAUGGAGAAGUGGGCCGACGCCGGCGCCGUGUGGCAGCUGUGUAUCGAGGCCGGGCUGGGCGGGGCGACGGCCGCGGCCGGCCGGCAGCGGUGUCAGAAGGCCGUCGCGCCCAAGCCGGCGUCGUCGACGCCCAAGCCCGCAUCGGCGUCUCGCGCUGCGGCCCCGCCGCGCCCGCGGCCGUCGGCGAACCCGCAGAAGAGCUUCGAGGCGGUGGAGCGGCUGCGGGCGGCGCACCAGGCGGCGGAGCGCGAAGGGGACGAGAAGCUCGCGCUCGCGGACAAGGUGGACGCGCGCAUCGCGGCCUGGCGGGACGGCAAGCGCGACAACCUGCGCGCGCUGCUGAGCAGCCUGGAUACCGUGCUGUGGGAAGGCAGCGGGUGGAAGAAGGUGGGGCUGCACGAGCUGGUGAUGGCGAACAAGGUCAAGGUUGUGUACAUGAAGGCGAUAGCCAAGACACAUCCCGAUAAGAUUGCGCAAGAUGCGACGACCGAGGUGCGCAUGAUUGCGGCGACGGUGUUUAGCACGCUCAACGAGGCGUGGGACAAGUUUAAGGCGGAGAAUAACUUGUAAGGAGUCCGGAGGAUGAAAGAUGAAGAAGACGAAGAAGAAGAAGAAGAAGAAGAAGAAGACGGCGAUGAUGAUGAUGAUGAUGACGACGACGACGACGACCGGAGGGCCGGUCAGAG
This is a messenger RNA of Thermothelomyces thermophilus ATCC 42464, 3117 nucleotides long. RefSeq lists its product as uncharacterized. The transcript has 2 exons. NCBI's taxonomy places the organism in Eukaryota, Fungi, Ascomycota, Sordariomycetes, Sordariales, Chaetomiaceae. Bases 206 to 3001 code for a protein of 931 amino acids. Gene Ontology annotation, cellular component: cytoplasm; vesicle; intracellular membrane-bounded organelle. Gene Ontology annotation, molecular function: clathrin binding. Gene Ontology annotation, biological process: clathrin coat disassembly; clathrin-dependent endocytosis. The record is from RefSeq and is a predicted model, not a curated record.